Gamsiella multidivaricata is the source of this 1159-nucleotide messenger RNA. RefSeq lists its product as uncharacterized. The transcript has 2 exons. The record is from RefSeq and is a predicted model, not a curated record. Lineage: Eukaryota; Fungi; Mortierellomycota; Mortierellomycetes; Mortierellales; Mortierellaceae. The coding region runs from base 39 to 1133 and encodes 364 amino acids.
CACUCAUUGUGUUUUCUCCCUCACUUUUUGCCUCAACAAUGUUUACAACCAUCAACUUUCGUUAUUUGCGUAUCAGCAAGACCAGUGUACUGCCACUGAACCUAUUGCUUUCGAAAGAGGAUCUCGAUUGGUUUAACGAUUACACGUUCCAGGAGAUCCUCUCAGUCCUCAAACCGCUCCUCCUCAGUCGCGUCGAGCUUUACAACCAAGGCCACAUUGCCAAGCGUUCUAUCGCCCCCACAACCUACAGCGGCGUGAAUCAGGACCUAGAUGAUGGGCUGGAGGACGCAGGUGUGAUCCUCGGAGGAAGCGGACAGGAUGCAGAUCACUCAUCGUCUUCGGGAAACACCACAGGCAAAAGGCGAAGAGGCACCGGCAAGGGCAGCGAGAAAGCGGCAGAUCGACCUCAAUAUGUAAUUCGAUUUGGGAUGCGACCUAGCACGUCUUCUGAGCAUGGAGGUGCCGUUCUCAUUGCAGACAAGAAGUUGGGGUUUUCGAUGGUCAAAAAGGAACAGAUGGACGAGAAAAUCCUGCAGGAGGAAGGGACUACCAGUCAGAGGAUACAGAUGGGUUUGGCCCGCCUUGAGGGCGAGGAGGGCGCGAUAGCAUCUGGAGAUGUGGGCGAUGGUAUUGUUGUUCGCGAGGAGGACGAGAGUGACAGCCUGCGAGUGAGUGAUUUCCAGAGAGGAGACGAUGAAGGAGACGAGGAUCAGCAAGACGAUCAUGGUGACGAAGAUUAUGAGGGUCAUGGCGGAUCCAAGGGAAGGAGGACACCGAAAGGGACGAAUCGAAAUAACAGGAGCAAACGGGCAAAGGUGAACGAAUCCGAUGUCCCUUCAAGCCAGAUGGACCGAAAGCCAACGCUACAGGUCCACUAUAGCGGGUUGGUACUACAUCCUCAGACACUUUACAUUGUUGUCCGCUCGCUGGGGUCUUCCGCCGCUUCUACCGGGUCCACGUCGGUCCUGCCUUUCAAGCCAAUAGCGGCGUCCUCCUCCUCCAGCUCGAUGGCAGAAAACAGCGGCGAUGCUGACAGAGGCACCAAUAACAGUGGGCCGAUGGAUCGCGUAUCUACACAGCAGGACGAUGAAGAUAGUCUGUUCCCACCAGGUAUGGAUUACUUUGCGGCAUGAAACAGACGCGUUUUCAAUAAACCAGC